UCCACUCUCAACUACAAUCACUAAUACUCAAAAGCCUCAGAAUCAAAUCAAACACUACUCCUCCACUUUAACUUAGUUUCCACAAUUGGCUGCAAGUGCAAACAGGCAGGCAGCCACAAGCAUGGCCACAGGGACCUCCAUAAGAUUUUGUAGCCUUUCCCUUGUCCUCCUGCAUCUCCUUGCAUGGGCACCUUCCUCACUAUGGGCACGCCCUGCUACCUUCGUCCAGGACUUUCGUGUCACUUGGUCUGAUUCCCAUAUCAGGCAGAUCAAUGGAGGCAGCGCCAUCCAAUUGGUCCUCGACCAAUCUUCAGGUUGUGGGUUUGUGUCUAAGAGCAAAUACCUGUUUGGUCGCGUCAGCAUGAAGAUCAAACUCAUUCCUGGGGACUCUGCUGGCACUGUCACUGCCUUCUAUAUGAAUUCAGACACAGAUACAGUGCGUGAUGAAUUGGAUUUCGAGUUCUUAGGGAAUCGGAGUGGACAACCUUACACAGUUCAAACCAAUGUGUAUGCUCAUGGCAAAGGUGAUAGAGAACAAAGGAUCAACCUCUGGUUCGACCCAUCUGCCGAUUUCCAUACUUAUUCCAUCCUAUGGAAUCACCACCAUGUCGUGUUCUAUGUGGACGAAAUACCAAUUAGAGUUUACAAGAACAAUGAAGCAAGAGGGCUCCCAUAUCCCAAGUUCCAAGCCAUGGGGGUGUACUCUACAUUGUGGGAAGCAGACAAUUGGGCUACAAGAGGUGGGCUUGAGAAGAUAGAUUGGAGCAAAGCACCCUUCUAUGCUUACUACAAGGACUUUGACAUCGAGGGUUGCCUUGUACCAGGUCCUGCUAACUGUGCCUCCAACCCUAGUAACUGGUGGGAGUCCCCUGCUUACCAGCAAUUGGAUGCCGUCCAAGCAAGGAGAUACAAGUGGGUCCGUAUGAAUCACAUGAUCUACGAUUACUGUGCAGACAGAUCUCGCUACCCUAUCGUCCCACCGGAAUGCACCGUCGGGAUCUAAUUAGUGAUAGUAUUAUCUAUCGUCUUUAAUUAUUUAAUGUGAUUAAUUAAUAUUAUGAACAAUAAGAAUGGUGAUCGUCGUGGUUGUGUUCUUCAAGUAGUUUACCUUGAGAGAAUUAAUGUUGGAUUUUGUUUUAGUAUGUUAUUAUUCCAGUCAAGGGUGUAUAAAAAAAAAUUAUUGUGAAAUAAGGAAUUCCACGUAAAUGAGAUGUUCCCCACUUCUUAGC
This is a messenger RNA of Macadamia integrifolia, 1229 nucleotides long. RefSeq names its product probable xyloglucan endotransglucosylase/hydrolase protein 6. The transcript has 3 exons. Gene Ontology annotation, cellular component: cell wall; apoplast. The record is from RefSeq and is a predicted model, not a curated record. Gene Ontology annotation, molecular function: hydrolase activity, hydrolyzing O-glycosyl compounds; xyloglucan:xyloglucosyl transferase activity. NCBI's taxonomy places the organism in Eukaryota, Viridiplantae, Streptophyta, Magnoliopsida, Proteales, Proteaceae. The coding region runs from base 122 to 1003 and encodes 293 amino acids. Gene Ontology annotation, biological process: xyloglucan metabolic process; cell wall biogenesis.